Molecule: messenger RNA, 3120 nt
Organism: Theileria equi strain WA
Lineage: Eukaryota; Apicomplexa; Aconoidasida; Piroplasmida; Theileriidae
Exons: 2
Coding region: 1-3120 (1039 amino acids)
Biological process (GO): protein import into nucleus
Cellular component (GO): cytosol; nuclear envelope
Molecular function (GO): small GTPase binding
Source: RefSeq, a predicted model, not a curated record
AUGAUGAUUUCAUUGGAUGUACAUCUGCAAAUGGAUAAAAUAAAUUUAUCUAGUGUGCAGGCACUUGUAGAAGCCUUCGAGGGCUCGGUAUCUGCGGAUUCAGAUCAUCGCCAUAAAUGUGAAAAUUAUUUGAUAGAAUUUUCGAAGAAUCCGGGGGCUAUUCCUGUGUUUCUGCAGAUCAUCUCAUCUCCACAGUUUGAUGCUGCGGUACGCUUAGCAGCGUCGAUUAGAAUGAAGAAUCAUGUCAUAUCGCAUUGGACAGCGCCUGAAGAAGAGAGUAAUAAGGAUAAUGAUAUUACCAUCGAUGAUAAAAGGUGUCUAUUGGAGAAUAUAUAUGGAUGUAUAACAAGUGCUGGCAGUAAGGCAUGUUCAAUACGUCCACAAUGUUAUGAAACACUACGACAUGUGUUGUUUAACGUUGAAAUACAAUCGCUAGCUACCCUUUUGAGUGCUAUAAGGGUGGAUUUAGAGCAGAGAAACGAUUCUGAUAGGUUAUUCUGCGCGUUGUCGGUCCUCAGAAAAGUAAUGGCUAAGUAUGAGUAUCAUGGAGCACCUCAGUUACAGGAAGUUAAUGAUGCUAUAGAAGCAUAUUUCCCUCUGUUACUUUCAAUUGCACAGGAUUCUUCCAAAGUGGGUCUGCAAAAUGAUGAAGCUGCAACUCUAAUACAUUUUGUACUGAAGAUUUAUUUUUCAUCGGCAUUGUUAACAUCACCUUCUACUCCAAUCCUAAAAGAUUCUUUAUCCCAUUGGAUUGAACUUAUUAAAUUUGUUCUGACUAAUAAUUCGCUGAAGAAGCAUCUGAAUGACAACAACCAACCAAUGGUCCCAUUUACGGAAUUGUCCUACAGCAAGGAGAAGGAGAUCAGCGCAUUACCGCAAUUCAAAUGUUUGAAAUGGGCUCUUAGGAUUCUUAAUAGAUUCAUAUCUAGACAGAAUAGUGAUUUUAGUGAUAAUGAAAUCAAAAGGGCCUUUUUUUCAUCUUUCACAAAUAAUGGACAUGCAACUGGAUGUGCUCACCUACUUAUUAAUCUCUUAGAUUGUGAAAAUAAUGGCUCAAUAACGCUUACAAACUUGACUCAUCAUUCAAUUUGGCUUUAUCUCAAGCAUUCGUUGUCAUGCCCUCAUGCUUAUGCAAAUGCUAUUAAACCACACAUUAACAAAAUUGUAUCUGAGUUUUGCUUAAAAACAUUUUCUUACACACUUGAGGAUGAGCAACAAUAUUAUUCUGAACCGGAGAUGUUUAUUCAGACUUUAUCUGAUGUUUGCUUUCAAUUCUAUACUGGUCGAGGAUCUGCGUCAUCAUUUUUGAGUGAGUGUGUUGAAAAACAGCCAGAGGAUUUUUUGCCACCGAUUUCUUUUCUUGUUCAGGAGAAAAUUAAGAGUAACGAUCCUCAGGUAUUGUAUGCUGUAAUGUCACUCCUUGGUUAUGUAUCGAGUAAAAUCGUUAAAAGAGUCAAAUCUAGACCAAGCAAACAAAAAAACAAGCUCAAUCAUAACUGUCAAAUUGAUGGAGAGGCAUUUCUUACCAACUGGGUCUAUAAACUCAUGGAAUCUGAAAAUUUUUGGUUAAGAAUGCGUGGGAGUUGGUUAAGUGGAUGUUUGGCUAAAAGAGUGCAUAUUUGGAGGAAUCCAGAUGUUUUACAGAGGAUAUAUCUGCGUCUACUGGCUCUUUUGACGGAUCCAGAAAUAAUAACGUCCGUUUUAGCUGCUGGUGCUAUAGUUGAAUUUGUUAAAAUAGAAUGCAAAGAGUUACAAGAAGUGAUAGUUCAGCAGCUUCCAUAUCUUUUAACUUCUAUUUUCAAAAUAAUUGAUAAAAUAGAACUAGAAAGUGUAACAUCCGCUCUAGGCGAUAUUGUAGAUCUCUAUUCCGAUGAGAUUCUUCCAUUUGCAUCAAAAAUAGUAACUAACAUAGGAGACGCACUAAUGAAGAGUUUGACAAUGUCUAAACUGAAUAUAUCAGACUCUCCAGACGUAGAGGAGGGUAUGCUUGUUCGCUGGAGUAUGUUGCAGACUUUAAACAAUAUAGUAUGUUUGGUCACAGAUUCUGAUUCCAAUAAGAAAACGUGUACUAUGGAAACUUAUAUUGCUAUAAUAAACCACGUUUGCUCAGUCCUAAAGACAAUUUUUAAAGCGGAUCCUGAGGAGUGCUGCGAUUAUCUCGACGAAGCUGCCCUACUUCUUAAUAAUAUUAUUAAAAUGGCAGACCCUAAAAAGUUGGGUGAUGAUAUUUUUACUGCUCCUGAUGGAAAAAGUAGAUCUGGAAUAAGUUUCCAGCAGUUUUGGCUUCUUUUUGUUGACCUAGCAGAUUUAUUGGAAAGUUUAACAGAUGAUGGUGAUCCUAUUAUGGAUAUGAUAAAUGAUUUUUCAGUAAUUAGACUUCCGCUAUGCACUCUUAUAUCCAAAGAUCCGCGUAAAUUUGACGAAACUUAUUCGUUACCUCUUUUUGGUCUAUGUGGUAAAAUAUAUAGUAAUGAAUAUGUCGAAGAAAGUUAUCAAAUUUUGGCGGAUACAUUUGAAACUGGUAUGAAAAGCCGCUGUUGUGAUAAAAUAUUGCUUCCCACAAUAAAUCAUAUUUCGAAUAACAUUCUUCAGAUAAUAAAUACUAAAGACAUCGAUUCUGCGGCAUAUGGGAAUAUGCAACUAUUGCGAUUGGCUUCGUUAGUACUAAUAUAUUAUGUUCAAGGUUCACAAACACAACUAAAUGUUACUCUUUUAGUCCAGUUUGUGGUAAAGUUUUCACAAUUUGUACGUUUAGAAUAUCUGAAAAAGGUGAUAAUCAUAUGUAUAACCUCACUCGUUAGGUCGGGUAUACAUACUGUAGACAAUAUUUCUCUUGUUCAAACUCUUUUAACCCACAUUAGAUCAGAAAAUGAAGAGAGUCCUAAGGAUUCAUCAGAAUCUACAAAGAGCAAAGACACAUCUAAGACUAUUGAUUCUACACUAGGAAAUAUUGAAGAUUACACUGAUAGUGACUAUACAUCGGGUGAAGGUUACACCGAUGAUUCAGAUUGGUCAGACUAUUCUGAUGACGAAGUUAUUGAGACUUCACCAUUCAAAGAUAUUAAUCACCUGCAAUUUGCUAAGGAAACACUUGAGGCUAUCCAUGUCACUAGAAAAUAA